Mycena citricolor is the source of this 615-nucleotide messenger RNA. NCBI's taxonomy places the organism in Eukaryota, Fungi, Basidiomycota, Agaricomycetes, Agaricales, Mycenaceae. The record is from the annotation of a GenBank genome assembly.
CCUGGAAAACCAGUAUUCCCUCGUGUUGAACCUGAGGAUCUGCGGUCUAUCCCCCACACCAUUCAUUACGUUGCCGGGCCAACCACUGAAGAAUCUGCCUCCUCUUCCCACAUAUCAGGCCAGAAUCAAUCGUUUCAGCAUCCUUCAGAAGUGUCGUCCUUGAGUUCUUGGCGUCCGUCUCCGCAGAAUUAUCCGUCGUUCUCGACGACGACUGAUCUUGCACAAGAACAAGCACAAUCGCAAGCUGCUUAUUGGAACCGGAACUUGCAAUCUCCAUAUGCGCAGUACCAACUUCCUUGGAAUGCGCAGCACCAGCAUCCCCCUUACCAAUACCCUUCGCCAGGAAGUGCUGGUUUAAAUCAGUAUUCUGCGACGUCGUUUCAUCCCGGUUUCAUUCCCGGCUCACAAGCCUCAUUUCAAUGGCCGCCUUUCGAUCCUCCCCAGCAAGCGGAAGCCUUGAAUGUCCAACCCGACUACAGCAGCGAGCAAACUUUGCCCAACUAUCAAGCCCCUUUCAUCCCCGGACCGUCUGUAUCGCCUCCGCUAUGGGAUUCACAAGCGGGACGUCACUACAUCCUUUCAGCAUCGGGACAAAAGCAGUGGCUGUCUUAUUGA